Messenger RNA from Penaeus indicus, 720 nucleotides. Its product is annotated as fibroin heavy chain-like. The coding region runs from base 1 to 720 and encodes 239 amino acids. The record is from RefSeq and is a predicted model, not a curated record. The transcript is spliced from 3 exons. Lineage: Eukaryota; Metazoa; Arthropoda; Malacostraca; Decapoda; Penaeidae.
AUGAAUGUUGUGGCUUUGGCCUCAGCUGAUCGUGUGCGUCGGGGCUUCGCAGGAGGCUACGGCGGCGGCCUCUCAGCCGGCUACGGCGGGGGCUACAGCAGCGGCGGGUCCUCCUUCCUGCUGGUGGGGGGAGGGGGGGCACACGGGCCCUCCGCAUCCCAGGUCGCAAACAGGGCAGCCUACCAGGCCACGGCCGCCGCCGCAGGUCAAGACGCCGUCGCUAAUGCAGCAGCAUCCCGCGCCGCGCAGGGCGCUGCUUCUCUUGCCGCUGCCGCCGCCUCCCGAGCCAACGCCGCCCGCGCCUCCAGCCUCGCCCAGGCCGCCCAUCUGAGCAGGGCUGCGGGUGCUGCGCAGGCCAAUGCUUACCACCAGGCCAGUCAAGCGGGAUAUGCCGCUGCAGCAGCACAGCAGGCAUACGCUAACAAGGUCGGGGCCUACCACGGAGCAUCCUACGGAGGCUACAACAACCACGGCAACCUGGCCUAUGCCCGCAGCAACUUCCUGGGAGCCUCUGCCUACGCAGCGUCCCAGGCGGCAGAUGCCCGCUAUGCCCAGUCAGCAGCCAACGGCCUAUCGUUCCAGAGCGCCCUCGCCAAUCACGAGCUGCAGUCGGCGGGCGGAGCGGCCGCGCAGGCGUCCGCAGCCGCCACGAAGGCCCUGGCGAAGGCCUACGGCGCCGGGCUCGGCCACGGGGCCUUCUCGGGCUCCUACUACGGAUAG